Cladophialophora yegresii CBS 114405 is the source of this 1359-nucleotide messenger RNA. RefSeq lists its product as uncharacterized. NCBI's taxonomy places the organism in Eukaryota, Fungi, Ascomycota, Eurotiomycetes, Chaetothyriales, Herpotrichiellaceae. The record is from RefSeq and is a predicted model, not a curated record. Bases 1 to 1359 code for a protein of 452 amino acids. The transcript has a single exon.
AUGCGUCGUUUCAAAAAGGUCCUCCAACGCGCCAGAUUGAAAGGCUCGCCAUCACAGGGUCCGCCUCCGCCUCAACCUGCCGCUGCCCAUGCCGCGAUCUCCGAGCAACGCGGCCCUCCGCCAUUGCAAUCGCAAUCUCCAGCAGUCGAACCGGCAACGGCGACAGCAGCAGCAACUGCUGCUACAGGCUCAAUGUUGAACAUCGCCCUCCAGAACCAGACGACAUCGCAGACCGUAUACGCAUACAUCACCGGCAGGGCGCUCGACCAGGGCAAUGCGUGGUUCCUCCUCUCCGCGGACGGCCGCACGCCAUACUAUCCCAGCUCCCCUGGCUCGGUGGGCUCCCCGAUCCCGCAAAACUGCGCCAUCCCCCUGGGACGGCCGGGCAACACGGUCACCGUGACGAUCCCGCACAUCGCCGGCGGACGGAUCUGGUUCUCGAUCGACUCCCCACUGACCUUUCUGCUGAACCCGGGCCCUGCGCUGGUCGAACCGUCCGUGACCAACGCGUCGGACCCCAACAUCCACACGAACUGGGGCUUCGCUGAGUUCACGUUCAACGCGGACCAACUGUACGCGAACAUCAGCUACGUCGACUUCGUGGGCCCGCCCAUCGCGCUGACGCUCACGAGCGCCACUCUCCCGCCGCAGCACGUGGCCGGCAUGCCGAGCAAGGGGCUGGACCAGGUGUGCGCGGCCUUGCGCGCCCAGCACGCCACCGACAACCAAGGCUGGGACCAAUUGAUCGUGACAGGUGCCCAGGGACAAAACCUCCGCGCCCUCUCGCCCAACCAGGCCAUGGUGACCAACCCGGCCCUUUUUGCCAAUUACUACGACGACUACGUGACCCGGGCGUGGCGCAAGUUCGCCACGCAGCCAAUGUCCAUCGACACGCAGGCCGCGUUCGGCACUGUGACGGCCCAAGUCGACCAAGGAAGCGGGACGCUCAACUUUGCGCCCCCUAGUGGCUCCGCAUCCACAUCGACCCUCUCGUUCACGCGGCCCUCCACCCGCGACAUUUUCUCUUGCUCGACAGGCCCCUUCGCCACGGGCCCCAACCCCGCGAUCAACGCCAUCAUCCCGCGUCUCGCCGCGGCAUUCAACCGCUCCACGCUACUUCAGACGAACGUCUUCCCCGCGCCCUCGGCGCUGUAUUACAAGGACAGUACGACAAACCACUACUCCCGCAUCGUGCAUGGGGUGAAUCUGGACGGCAAGGGGUACGCGUUUCCGUAUGACGACGUGCAGCCUAGUGGCGGGGCCGAUCAGAGCGGCGAGGUGCACGCUGGGGAUCCCGUGUUAUUUACUGUCGCUGUUGGGGGUGGGAAUGCCGGGACAGCACCAAGAAGGGAGCUUUAA